AUGAAUUUGAAAAUCGAAACUGAAACUGACGUAAAGGUCCCAGGUACAAUUCAUUUGAUUGACGUUGAGGGUAACUUGGAUGUUGCACAUGAAGCAGGAGAUGAUAUAGUUCUUGUUCCUCAACCCACCCUGAAUCCAGAGGAUCCUUUAAAUUGGAGUAAGUCAAGAAAGUACCGGGUUGCAAUAUGUUUAUUAUUGGCAGUAUUUGCUGCAGAUAUUCUUACCACUGCCUUAUCUGCCGUUUUGCUUGUCAUUGAAGAUGAUACCGGUAUUCCUCUUGGUGUUUUAAACUCUGGGGUAGGGGUUCAAUAUUUAUUUUUUGGUUGGUCUAAUUUACUUUGGCAACCUCUUGGUUUAACUUAUGGAAGAAGACCAGUAUUGUUGUUUAGUCUACUAGCUUGCAUGUUGUGUUCGGUAUGGACAAGUUAUGUUAAGAGUUCAGGAGAGUGGUAUGUGAAUAGGUUUCUUUGUGGUUUUUUCUAUGGACCUAUAGAAACUCUUAUUGAAGUUUGCAUUGCUGAUAUAUUCUUUCUUCAUGAAAGAGGUGCUUGGAUUGCCUGGUACUGUUUUAUGCUUUUUAGUAUUCCAUUUGCUAGUGGUAUCGCAGCUGGGUUUAUUUCUGAUAGAUAUGGUUGGCAAUGGAUUCAGUUUAUUGCUGCUAUAAUCACAGCAGUGAUUUUAGUAAUUUUAUUCUUCUUUCUAGAAGAAACUAUGUUUUAUCGUGACAAUAUACUCGAACAAGAUCCAAUAGAACAAGUCAAGAGCUCAGACCGAAUUAUCGAUUCGAAAAAAAAUGAUACUAAAGUUAAUGUUGAAAAAAUCCAAACUCCAGAAAGUCCAAUAAAUAAUCCAAAUGGGAAAAGCUUCAUAGAAAGGUUGAAAUUUUGGGGUGCAAGAGACCCAAGACAAAAAAACGUUUUUUUCCAAUCUAUUUGGAUACCAUUUUACCUUCUUCGAUACCCUGGUAUAAUUUUCGCUGGUUUUACAGUUGGAGCUGUUCUUUCGUGGUUUAACGUUCUUAAUGCAACCAUAUCAAGUGUGCUUUCUGGCUCUCCAUAUAACUUCUCACCAAACAUGAUUGGGGUAUUUUUUGCCUCUCCAUUCAUCGGAAUAGCUAUUGGUAGUUGGUUUUCUGGUAGCAUAGUUGAUAAAUUCACCAUAUUAAAAGCUCGUAACGGUAAAGGUAUGAGAGAACCAGAAACGAGAUUGUUUCUCUCAAUACUUCCAAUGUUAAUCCACCCCUUCGGUUGCUUCUUGUACGGUAUUGGAGCUGAAAAGGGAAUUCACUGGGUGGGUCUUGCCUUUGGUGCUGGAAUGAUUUGUUCAACAUUUCCAAUUGGAAGUGCUAUUGCAAUUAACUACAUUAUUGAUUGUUAUAAAGAGGUUUCCGGUGAUGGGCUCGUCACCAUGAUAUUGGUGAGAAACUCAAUGGGAUUUGGGUUUAGCUACGCUGUGACCCCCUGGCUAGUUGCUGUGGGAAUCCAAAACCUUUAUGUAGCCAUAGGCCUAAUCGGUAUGGCUAUCUGGGCAACCUCAUUUCUCAUGAUAAUCUUUGGAAAACGCUUCAGAAAAGCUUCUGCCAUAAGUUAUUGGAAUUUAAUUGACAAGUUCGGCCUCAAAGCACAUUAA
This is a messenger RNA of Hyphopichia burtonii NRRL Y-1933, 1629 nucleotides long. Its product is annotated as MFS general substrate transporter. The record is from RefSeq and is a predicted model, not a curated record. NCBI's taxonomy places the organism in Eukaryota, Fungi, Ascomycota, Pichiomycetes, Serinales, Debaryomycetaceae. The transcript has a single exon. Gene Ontology annotation, biological process: transmembrane transport. Gene Ontology annotation, molecular function: transmembrane transporter activity. The coding region runs from base 1 to 1629 and encodes 542 amino acids.